Aspergillus steynii IBT 23096 is the source of this 896-nucleotide messenger RNA. RefSeq names its product U2-type spliceosomal complex subunit CWC21 (gene cwc21). Bases 243 to 896 code for a protein of 217 amino acids. The transcript is spliced from 2 exons. The record is from RefSeq and is a predicted model, not a curated record. Lineage: Eukaryota; Fungi; Ascomycota; Eurotiomycetes; Eurotiales; Aspergillaceae.
CCACGCCUCUCUUUUCUCAGUUCCUUUGGUCCACCGACAAUCCAUCCCUUACUCCUCGACCUCUCUCCAAAAGCUUGUCUUCCAUCACCACGAACCCCUCACUCGAGUCAUUGGAACCUAACCAACCUUACGCAAAACACGCGCAACACCCAACCCAACCCUCACCCUCCAAACAACACCCCAGCAAGCAAGCAACCAACCAAGAAAACCACAAACAAAAAGGCCAGAAACAAAAAAAGAAAAUGUCCUCCAACGUCGGCCUCACCACCCCCCGCGGCAGCGGCACGUCAGGAUACGUCCAGCGCAACCACGCAUUCAUGAAGCCGCGGACCGCCGGCUACGGGGCGCCGUAUCCGCCCGUGUCCUCGGGCGCCAACGGCAUCGACCCCGGGCGGCCGUUCAAGCAGCGCAUGCCGGAUCAGCAGAUCCUGGAGCAUGAUCGGCGGCGGGCGGUCGAGGUGAAAGUGAUGGAGGAGAGGGAACGGUUGGAGGAGGAGAAUGAGCGGAUUGAGGAGGAGUUGGAGCAGGCGGGGGGAGAUAAGGAUGGGGAGGCGGACGCGAAGGGGCAGAGGGUGUUGACGGAGGAGGAGAUCGAUGAGCGGUGCGAGGCGCUGCGUGAGAAAUUGCUGAAGGAGCUGGAGAGUGAUGAGGCGCAGGACGCGCGGGGCCAGCAGUCGAGUGGCGCCAGGAAAGGAGGUCGUGAUUUGCCGCCGAAGGAGAGGCGCCAGUUCAAGUCGUAUCAGGUGCAUGAGCAGGCUGAGGCGAAGAUUGAGGAGAGCGAGCGGCUACGCAGGGCGUUGGGGAUUAAGGAGGAUAGAGAGACCGGGGAGUUGUCGAGUGGGCGGGGAGGGAACUUUGAAGGGAGGAAGAGGGAGUGGGAUCGUGAGCGGUAUUGA